AUGGCCUGCUACCAUAGCAGUGCAUUCUCACUCAGGCAAAGAGCAAUUGGCAGCAGGGAUAGCGGUCGGUUCGCAAUGUUAGCAAACAAUAAUCUACAGAUUCUCAACAUCAAUAAAAGUGAGGAAGGUAUAUACAGGUGCGAAGGAAGAGUGGAGGCCAGGGGAGAAAUUGACUUCCGGGAUAUCAUUGUUAUUGUUAAUGUGCCACCAGCAAUCACAAUGCCACAGAAAGCCUUUAAUGCCACAGCAGAGAGAGGAGAAGAGAUGACUUUGUCAUGCAGGGCCUCGGGCUCUCCUGAACCCUCCAUUUCCUGGUCCAGGAAUGGUAAGCUCAUUGAAGAAAAUGAAAAGUACAUAUUGAAAGGAAGCAAUACAGAACUCACUGUCAGAAACAUAAUCAAUAGUGAUGGGGGCCCUUAUGUCUGCAGGGCCACAAAUAAGGCAGGAGAAGAUGAGAAGCAGGCAUUCCUCCAAGUCUUUGUACAGCCUCACAUAAUACAGCUUAAAAAUGAAACUACGUAUGAGAAUGGUCAAGUCACACUCAUAUGUGAUGCAGAAGGGGAGCCUAUUCCAGAAAUCACUUGGAAAAGAGCUGUGGAUGGCAUCACAUUUUCUGAAGGCGAUAAGAGCCCAGACGGCCGUAUCGAAGUCAAAGGGCAGCAUGGAAGCUCAUCACUGCAUAUUAAAGAUGUGAAACUGUCAGAUUCAGGGAGAUAUGACUGUGAAGCUGCAAGUAGAAUUGGAGGGCACCAAAAGAGCAUGUACCUUGAUAUUGAAUAUGCUCCCAAGUUUAUAUCAAACCAAACAAUUUAUUACUCUUGGGAAGGAAAUCCAAUCAAUAUAAGCUGUGAUGUGAAAUCAAAUCCACCAGCAUCAAUCCACUGGAGAAGAGAGAAAUUAGUUUUACCAGCUAAAAACACCACUAACUUAAAGACAUAUAGCGCAGGAAGGAAGGUGAUAUUAGAGAUUGCACCUACAUCUGACAAUGACUUUGGACGAUAUAAUUGCACAGCCACUAACCGUAUAGGAACAAGAUUUCAAGAAUAUAUUCUUGCUUUGGCUGAUGUGCCAUCCAGUCCCUAUGGAGUGAAGAUUAUAGAGCUGUCACAGACCACAGCCAAGAUUUCUUUCAACAAACCGGACUCCCAUGGAGGUGUGCCUAUUCAUCACUAUCAAGUGGAUGUCAAGGAAGUGGCGUCAGAAACCUGGAAAAUAGUACGCUCCCAUGGAGUUCAAAGUGAGUCAGUGAUUUCAAAGUGUAUUGAUUAA
Molecule: messenger RNA, 1269 nt
Organism: Galeopterus variegatus (Sunda flying lemur)
Lineage: Eukaryota; Metazoa; Chordata; Mammalia; Dermoptera; Cynocephalidae
Product: neural cell adhesion molecule 2
Exons: 9
Coding region: 1-1269 (422 amino acids)
Biological process (GO): cell adhesion
Cellular component (GO): membrane
Molecular function (GO): protein binding
Source: RefSeq, a predicted model, not a curated record